AUGAAUAAAAGUCGACUAAUAAUUGUUUGUUCUCUUUUUGCAGAGGGUGUCGCAGGUGCGGCAGCGUUUCGUGCAGAUGCAGCAUUGGUUGUCACUUGGUACAAUACGGCAUCUGCGAUAGCCGGACAGUCGGAUAUCGAAGCCGGCCGAGUGGCCACCUAUCAAGUCAUUUGGCUUACUGAUCAGCCAGGACGACUCAGCUACGUGAUUAUCAAUUAUGAUAAGCUUGGAUUUGAUGCGGCUGAUUUCCGAGGUAGUUCUCGAAGUGGUCGAUGUCAGGCUCUAUUCAAUGGUGGUAAUCAUACAGGUACGGUGCCGGUUGAUCCCACGUUCAUGUACAAAAAUACGCCUAAAGUAUUGGCUCAACGAUCUGGCGUUCCACAUAUUGUGCGUGGACGAUACAUGUUCCGUGUUGAUGAUGUGGUUCGCCCAUGCGGAUGCUCGAACAAAACCGGUGGCACAUGUGAGUUUGUUGAACGCUUUGAUGCAACGUUCACGAGUCGGAACAAUGUGCUAAUUGAUAACGUUCAAACUGUUACCUCAAUAUCGCAUCCAAUGUAUUUUUGA
Messenger RNA from Anisakis simplex (herring worm), 567 nucleotides. Lineage: Eukaryota; Metazoa; Nematoda; Chromadorea; Rhabditida; Anisakidae. The record is from the annotation of a GenBank genome assembly.